UUGAUGUCCUUCUGCAGUAUUGUUAGUGGAGCUGCAGUUUUGCACUUCCUCGGAAGACUCAGUGAAGAUGGCACAGGUGGUGUUUGCACUCUUAGCUUUGUUCCUGGUGUCACUCUGUACCGGACAGGACUUUUGCCCAAAGGAAAAAUGUCCUCAGUACAAAGUUGUUGAGACGCACCAGGACUUUGAGGUGCGCUUAUACGGUGCCACCAACUGGAUUACCACAAAGCUCGACAGCACUGGGGCCAGGGAUUAUUUAGCUGCAAAUUCACGCCUGAAGAACUACGUCAAGAGACAGGCUGAAGCAGGUUUUGAGAUUUCUGAUGAUUGCUGGCCUGUACUGGUCACUGUUACAGAAGGUGAAGGGGAUCCUAAAAUGUCGGUGUCGUGGUUUGUUCCUUCUGGUGGCAAAAAGGCUGAAAUCUCUGAUCCAUUAGUCAAAUUAGAAAGUAAACCUGAAGCCACCAUCUAUGUAAGGGUUUUCGGUGGUGCUCCAAGCACUGCAACUGGCCAGGAAAACACAAAGAUUCUUCGUGAGGCCUUGGCUAGUACUGGGAAAACCUUUGAUCCCAACACUCAUGCUGCAGCUACCUAUGAAUCAUAUUUUUCUUUUACUCACCACAAUGAAAUCUGGAUCAGUGCUGCCUCACAACAACAGAACUAAGUAAAUGUUCUUGUCAGGUUGCAGACCUUUUGCAUUGUUUGCAGAGUCAGAUUUUAAUCUGUGCUGCUCGAAUGAACAGAUAUAAUGCAUGCACAAAGAAACAGGGAAGAGAUGCUACUUCAACAGAACAAAGCAAACUGGUUUCUGGAAUGUUGUGGUUUAGUUUAGUUCCUGGAACUAAAAGCAUAUUAACAGUUUGUUCUACUUUUUCUUUAUUCUCUUUCAUCCAUGAAUACAAAGUAAUGAAUUCAGAUCAUUCCUUAAGCCCAGGAGGACUUCCAUUACAAAAACAAUUUACUUGUUUGCUGGGUGAUUGUUUAGAACACUUUGAUAACUUUGAGAUUCUAACAUGACAUUCUAUGUCUGCUUCUGAUAUAUGUUGAAGAUUUUAUUUUUAACCCACUUCUUAAAAUUAAAAAAUUGUACUGUCCUUAAGAGAUACAAAAAAUUUUUGACUUUUUUUUCUAAAUUCCUGUUGUUUCUUACUAGGUCAUUUAUAUUCUGUUGAUUGAGCAUGCAUCAAGAUGUGUUUGUACCUCAUAAAAUCUAGAUGUGUUGAUUAUAUAUACCAUAUACUAAAUUACGCUGUAAUUCCUGACCUUUAACACUAGAUGGCAGCAUAUGAGCAGUUUAGUAUUUGUGUUGGUAACUAUAUUAACCUUUCUAGUUGAUCAUUUUUGCAUGUCAACAUAUAUAAUGUAGAGGUAACAUGCAUAUGUAAAAAUACACUGCAAUGUGUAAUAAUAUCAUUCAAGAUAAGUAUGGAAUACAUACUUUACAAUCAAGUGAUAUCAUUUUAAAAAAGAACCGUCUUUGUUUCACUACACCUCUUUCAAUUUUUUUGAAUCAAGUAUGGAAAAUGUACUGUUACCAUCAACAGUUUUCAUAAAAGAUCAAACUGCC
Messenger RNA from Oreochromis aureus, 1567 nucleotides. RefSeq names its product heme-binding protein 2-like. The transcript has 4 exons. The coding region runs from base 68 to 664 and encodes 198 amino acids. NCBI's taxonomy places the organism in Eukaryota, Metazoa, Chordata, Actinopteri, Cichliformes, Cichlidae. The record is from RefSeq and is a predicted model, not a curated record. Gene Ontology annotation, cellular component: cytoplasm.